Messenger RNA from Suillus subaureus, 1557 nucleotides. RefSeq lists its product as uncharacterized. The coding region runs from base 1 to 1557 and encodes 518 amino acids. NCBI's taxonomy places the organism in Eukaryota, Fungi, Basidiomycota, Agaricomycetes, Boletales, Suillaceae. The transcript is spliced from 3 exons. The record is from RefSeq and is a predicted model, not a curated record.
AUGACAGACGUCGACUGCGACAUGGACUUUGAGUCGAGCUCAUCGUCAUCUCGAGAUUCGUCCCCGUCGUCGUCGCCGUUGUUAGGACCCUUAGACUCAUCUCCGCCCUCGAGUCCGCAGCAUGAGCCGUAUAUACUAGACUCCCCACCCCAGACACGUCUAGGUUUCUCUCAUCCGUUCGCGGCCUCGACAAAAGCCAACAAACGCCCUCCACAGCGGGAAAAGAAGGCAGAUACUCCCCCGAGUACACCUCCCGCGUUUACUCCCACACCAUUGUCCCGUAGCUCAGUCUAUUCUCGCUCGCUGGGAGAAAAAGACUACUCGCACGACGAAACAUCAAGUCUCUUAUCUCUAGACUCGAGCACGUCGCGUUACAUUGAUCGCGAUGAGCGAUUAUGGGACGACGCGUUGCGCAAACCCUUCGAUACAGGUAACGGGCACAUAGACCUGAGCAAUCUAUCGUUGAAGACCAUCCCUGCGUCGGUCGCCGAUCUCGCGGGUUUUUUCAACACGACGGAAUUGUCCGAGCAAAGUUUAUUUUCCGGACGCAGUUUAUCACGCGUCAAGACCGAGCCAGCCUUCAAGUCCCGAGUGCGUUCAUUCGAGCGGACAAAGUCCAUCAUAGACUCGGGCAAGGAGCGACAUAUGCUACAGCUCUACCUCUUUGGAAACAGCAUCCACCAUCUUCCUCCUGAGCUUUUCAAGUUAGAAAAUCUGACUGUGUUAAGUUUGCUUAUAGGCGGGAACCAGUUGACAUACAUUCCCCCGGAGAUAUGUCGUUUGAUCAACUUGAGAGAGCUGAAUAUCUCGCAGAACCGCCUGCCAUACAUUCCAUCGGAGAUGCGAGAUAUGAAACUCUCAAAGUUACAGCUCAACCCAAAUCCUUUCUUGACCGAGCCAGCCUUUUCUCGUGUCCCCUCGGCCUCUCGCGACAUCCUGUCUCAGCGGCGGUCCAUGACUCGCAUAUUCUCACAAUACAGGGAGUCGGCGGCGAAUUCAUCGAGAGCGAUCACAGUAUCUCCCCUGACGACAUUUCUUCCGGGCGUACCUCCACUGGCUGAGAUCUGUUAUCGGAAGUUGCUUUGCUCACUGAAAGGCGACAACUCUCGGACUGUGCUCAGCGAAUAUUAUGGGGUCCCUCUUUCCGAUGUUUGGAACGUGCCAGAAAAUGUACGCGAGGUAUUGACGGACAACGUGCCCGGUGUUUUUAAGUCAAAUGAUAUCCCUCCCAAGCCUCGAAAGCAUGGCCGGAGGCCAUCGCAGGGGUCGGGCGGGUGUGCAAACCCGGAGCACAAGGGCCGAUUCUUCGUGAGGCACGCUGUAGAGCGAUUCACAUGGGAGCGUCACAUUGCUGGUGUAGACGUGGGUGGAGCAGUUCCGCUGCGAUGGAGAGGGUGCAUAGAGACGUGCUUGGCAUUCUUGGAUGAGGGUGUGCGACAGGUUAACGCUCUAGAGUUGCCACCCACGGAUACGAGCGAUGCAAUGGAUUUUGAUGAGACAGAUGCCGUGAUGGCAAUGGACUUGGGCGGGUUCGACGUGGAUGAAUUUGAUGACUGA